AAUCAAAAUAUGCAGUAAAAAGAAAUUCAAUAAUUACCUUCUCAAGCCACACCCUAAUAAAUGAAGACAAUCAUCUUCAUAGAAAAUUUAGAUCAGGUAAGAAUGUUUUUAGUAAAAUAAAUUAGGGUAUCUCAGAGGACUAUUUAUAUCGUAAAUUUAAGGAAGUAGGUGAAAUCUAAAGUUUAAAGAUUACAAAAGACAAGACCACAUAGAAAUCAAAAGGUCAAGCAUUCAUAACUUUUGCUCAUCCAGACUCUGCUGAAGAAGCAAGAAAGAAAUUUAAUAAUUAAAUUUUCAUAAGAAACAUAAUCAGAGUUAAACCAUACUUUAAUUAUCAUAAUGCUGAUAAAAAAGCGAACAUCUUUAUUAACAAUCUUCCAGAAGAUGCAGAUAUUUUGGAAUUAGAAUAAGAAUUUUCAAAAUUUGGUACUGUGUUAUCUGUUGAUAUUCAUAGAGAUAUUUAGGGAAAGUAAUUAAAGUAAAUAAUAAAAUAAAUAAUUUAUAGUUAUGGAUACGUCCAAUUUGAGAAGAAAGAAGAUGUUGAUAUCUUAAUAAAGAGAAUUGGAAAUCAUCCAAUUUAUCAUAAAGGAAAAUAAUUAAAAUUGGAAUAAUUCAGAGCAUAAUCAGAGAGAAAAGUUGAAUCAAGUUCAAUUUAUUUAAGAGCCUUUGCUAAGCCAUUAUAAUAGAAAUAUUGGGAAUAAGAUAAGGUAGUAAGAGCAAUAGAAUAUGCUUGGUCUUUAAUAAUAAAAGAAUAUUUAUCAAGAUAAGGCGAUUAAGUUAAAGAUUGCUUUGUUAAAAUUGAUUAACAUACAAGAUAACCUUGGACAAUGAUAUAAUUUGAAACCUCAGAAUAAGCUAAAUAUAAUUUAGAUAUUUGUGAAUAAUAAAGAAAACAUCCAUGUAUUAAUUCAGGUGCACAUCAUGCAUUAGAAUUAAUUAAUAAAUAUGGAUCACCUGUUAAUAGUGAUGCUAGUGAAGCAUUUACUAUUGCUGAAAUUACUUAAGCAUUUAAAGAAAUGGCUUAAGAUCAUAAUGACACUUUUAAAGGAGAAAGUGAAAACUUUUUUUAUAAUAUGGUAUAUAGUAAACAUUUGAAUCCAGAUGAUAGAUUAAUUCUUAUUUAAAAUAUUAGAGAUGAUGUUACAAAAGAAGAAAUUCAGAAUUUCUUAUCAAGAUUUGGAAAAGUUAUUCGUUUAACAAUAAGAAAAACUAAAAAUCCAAAAUUUUAAGUAUAAUAAUGCUUUGUUCAUUAUUAAACAUUGGAAGAUUCAAAGAGAGUAAGAUCAGAAAUAUAUGAUGAAAAUAAUGAAGAAAUUUCUAAAAAAAAGAAAGAAAUAUUUAAAGAUGGUCAUGUUAUGAUGAAUAUCUUAUUGUCAAAAACAAUGAGAAAAGAAUUUAAAGAAGUUAAAAAAUAAAGUUAAAGCAUUUUCUAAAAUCCAGGAGGUAGAUAAUUGCUUUAACCACCUUUUAUUGGUCCAUUUAGAAUAAUUCCUCCAAAUCCAUUUCCACCUGGACCACCAAGACCUCGUCCUUUCCCAAAUUAAAAUCCGGGAUCUCGUCGUUAUCCAAUCCCUGGAGAUCGUCAUAUGCCUAUACCUAUACCAAUUCCUAUGCCUAAACGUCUAGAAGAACCUCCAAAACCUUAACCAUACAUUUAAGAAUUUUCUGAUUAUACUCUUGUCUAAAAUAGAAUGGAAGAAUUUCUCAAAAUUCCUGUUGAAGAUUAAAGAAAUGUACUUGGUAAUCUUUUAUUCCAAAAAGUCUUCGAUGUUGUUAAAGAUAAAGAGUCAACCAAAAAAGUUGUUGGUAAUUCCCUUCAUCUUAUUCUCUAGGUAUGCUUAUUGAUCCAUCAUAAUUUGAAAUUGGUGACAUUUUGAAUAUGUUUGAAGACAGUUAAGAACUCUAAACCUAUAUUGAAGAUGGUCUAAUAUUGAUUAAAGAUGAACCUCAAAAAUGAGUUAUUAUUAUAUACAAA
Paramecium sonneborni is the source of this 1975-nucleotide messenger RNA. The record is from the annotation of a GenBank genome assembly. NCBI's taxonomy places the organism in Eukaryota, Ciliophora, Oligohymenophorea, Peniculida, Parameciidae.